Fusarium keratoplasticum is the source of this 996-nucleotide messenger RNA. RefSeq names its product NmrA domain-containing protein. The record is from RefSeq and is a predicted model, not a curated record. The transcript has 5 exons. The coding region runs from base 1 to 996 and encodes 331 amino acids. Lineage: Eukaryota; Fungi; Ascomycota; Sordariomycetes; Hypocreales; Nectriaceae.
AUGGCGAACAACAAGAUUAUCACGGUGGUCGGCAUUACCGGAAAGCAGGGUGCCUCUGUUGCCGAUGUGUUCCUUCAAGAGGCAGGUUGGCACGUUCGUGGCGUUACACGCGAUCCGGCCAAGCCAGAGAGCCAAAAAUGGGCUGCUAAGGGUGUUGACCUCGUCAAGGCGAACUUGAACGACGCUGCCUCCCUGAAAGCCGCAUUUGCAGGAUCAACUGUGGUAUUUGGAGUCACCGACUUCUGGGGGAUCGUCGGCGAUCCAGAGGUCCAAAAGCGAGCCCAAGAAGCUGGCCUUCCAGUCAAUGUGCUAGCCUACGACCUCGAAGUGCAGCAAGGUCGCAACAUUGUUGACGCAGUCUUUGCGACUCUGGAGACCAUCGACAGAUUCGUGCUCUCGACGCUCUCUCCCACCAAGAAGUUGAGUAAGGGAAAGUAUACGCACAACUUUCACUUUGAUGCCAAAUGGGAAGCUGUCGAGUACCUGAAGGCUACAUACCCGGCCCUGGAGAAGAAAACAUCGUAUUUGCAGGUAGCCUUGUAUCUUUCAAACUGGAAAUCUUCUCCGCUGGGGAGGCCCACCAAGCAACCCGAUAAUACAUUCAUCUGGAGUCUCCCAGGAGACCCUGACGCCCCAGUAGCGCAAGUUGAUGCGCGCCACGACACUGGCCUGUUCGUCAAGGCUCUCACCCAGGUUGAGCCCGGGAAACACCUUCUGGGUGCUUCAGGCUUUUUGAGUUGGAAUGAGUUCACCGCUCUGUGGGGCAAAGUCCAUGGUGUGCAAUGCCGCUUCCAGCGCCUGGACAGGGCGGUUCUCGAAAACGCGAUUCCCGGAGGCGUUGGAGAGGAACUGGCCGAUAUGUACGAAUACAUCGGAGACUUUGGAUAUCACGGUGGUGACCCGAGUAUUAUUUUCCCCGCCGACCUGGGAGUGGACGUUCCAUUCACUACUCUUGAGGAGUUCAUCAAGAAGGAAGAUUGGUCGGAAGUGCUUUAA